CACAGAAAAAACUGCAGCUGAGGCAUUUGAGUGGGCAUGUGGCUACUGGAGAAACUCCGUAGCUCUGUGGAGAGUAGUAAAGGGACACAAUCUGAACCCCCGCAGACAGUAGAGGCCAUUCCCAUCUCUGUUUAUGCCAAUGUCCUCACUCCAGACAAGAUCCCCGACUUCUUUAUCCCCCCUAAACUUAUCUGCUGUCCACCAGAGGACUCUCUCACCCCAGAACCUCAGCUCCGUUCCACCCUGAGACCUUCAGCCUCUGACCAUGCCAUUUGCAGCCAGAGCCCCAGAGCUCGGAGCAGCAAGAACCCCUGCAGCCCUCGCCUCUUUUCCCGCCUGGGGGGAGACGCACGCAAUCUGCAGAAGUCCGCCAACCGUCACAUCAUCCAAAUAGAGAGUGCAGAUGAGCCAGGUGCUGGUUCUGUGGACAGAGUCAGUGUUGAUGUCAACACCAAUGCAGACCCUCAGUCACAGACUGCCAUGUCUCUGCCGUAUGUCCCUAAGGCUCAGACCUCCUAUGGCUUUUCCACUCUGGUGGAGUCUCCUCACACCCGACGCAAGGAGAGCCUGUUCCACAGCGACCCCAGCAGCCCGCUCGCCUCCCCAAACUCACAGAGGCGCUCCCAAGGGGGGACUCUACUGGCCCCUGCUGACCCCAACCCCUACCGCUAUUUUAGUGGUGGAGAGAGUGACACCUGCUCUUCAGCAGAGUCGUCUCCUUUCAACUCCCCUCUCCUGUCCCGCUCUGCCUCCCUCUUACGCUCCAUCACCCAGGAGACACAAGCAAAGGUGUCCCGUGCCAAGCGCUCCCUGGCGCGCCACAGUUCUCUCUCAACCGAUGAAUGCAGCUCAGCAGACAACAGCCCCAACAUGCAGCGCCGCCGCAUGCGCUGCCCUCCCUCUCCUGCCUUCAGAGGAUGUAAGAGCAGCGGCCUGAGGGGCGCAGCGACACACCUCCUGCAGCGCGAGCAUACUGUCAACCUCCACAAGGGGGGGACACUUAGGCUGAGCACUCACUAUGACCCAGAGGCAGCUCGGUUGAGGGUACGCGUGCUCACGGCAGAGGCCCUCUAUGACAGGCAGACAGAUCUCAAAAGUAUUAAUUGCUGUGUGGCACUUUACCUGAACCCUGGCAAGCAGCAGAAACAGAGAAGCACCAUCAUCAAGAACAGCAGGAAUCCAGUGUUCAACGAGGACUUUUUUUUUGACGCGCUGCCUCAGGCAAAAGUGAAGACUCUGGCCAUGAAGAUAAAAGUAGUGAACAAAGGAACGAGUCUGAAGAGAGAUGUGCUGCUAGGAGAGAGGGAGGUGCUGCUCAGCGAGCUGCUGGAAGCCCUCUAGGGAGCUCCUGUCAAGACUUGGUGAAAACAAGCAGCUCUGCACCUUGAAGGCCCUUUCUUCUCCAGCUACCUUUUUAUCCCUCCUCACAGAUCUGAUAACUACUGGACACGUGAAAGCAUGGUCAUGACAAGGGAGUUUUAUCUUGCACACUGUGUCAUGUACAUCAAAGGACACAAAGCAGCGGACGCGGUAGAAUUAAAGGUCCAACUCUACUAGGUUCAUGUUUUCACAGAAGUCGGUCCAGGUCAAACAAAGCACCAUUAUUUACAUGUUUACCAGUAAAUGUGAACAGUGGAUCCGUGCUCCAUGUUUGUGUACUUCUCUUUGUGUAUUGAGUUACAGUGUUGCCUUCUCUGAUGAACGUUGUGACGUGGCACUGUUUGAUUUCGACCGUGAUGCAAUGACGAUGCUGUUUAAGCUGGAGCUGUAUUUUUGUAAUAAUGCAGUAAAAUAACAUGUGUGAGUUUUUGCACGUACCUGUGGAAAUGAC
Messenger RNA from Paralichthys olivaceus (Japanese flounder), 1831 nucleotides. RefSeq names its product C2 calcium-dependent domain-containing protein 4C-like. NCBI's taxonomy places the organism in Eukaryota, Metazoa, Chordata, Actinopteri, Pleuronectiformes, Paralichthyidae. The record is from RefSeq and is a predicted model, not a curated record.